ACUCCAAAUACAUUACUACUUCUCUUUGUUAUUUUUCUUUUUCUUUGGAACGAUCGUAAAAAGAAUCAAUGGCGGACCAAACAAGAACACAUCACGAGAUGAUAAGUCGAGACAGUAGUACCCUUGGCCAGGCCCAUCCGAAGGCGACGCAGAUGGUGAAGGCAGCGACUGCGGUCACAGCCGGUGGAUCCUUACUAGUCCUCUCCGGCUUAACCCUAGCCGGAACAGUGAUCGCCCUCACUGUGGCCACUCCUCUGCUUGUUAUCUUCAGCCCUGUCUUGGUUCCGGCAGUGAUCACCGUCACUCUCAUCAUCACCGGAUUCCUCGCCUCAGGUGGCUUUGGCAUAGCCGCCAUUACCGCUUUCUCUUGGCUCUACAGGCACAUGACGGGGUCAGGAUCUGAGAAGAUAGAGAAUGCUCGGAUGAAGAUGGGGAGCAGAGCUCAGGAUACCAAGUAUGGACAGCACAACAUUGGAGUCCAUCACCAACAACCACAACAUGCUUCUUAAAAUUCGUAAGGGUAAACAAACCAUUUCCACAUUAUAUUGUCAUCCACCGUUCGAUCUCUUCGCUUUGUGUUUAUUAUUUUCAACGUUUGUGUUAAUGUGUAACAAUAACAUGCAAUACGUACGUAUGCUGUAAUCUUACUUUUCUUUCUUAAUUGUUGUGAGAGUAUAAGUAAUGUUUUGAUCCUUUUAUAUAUGUUUUGUUAUAUAGAGUACGGUGUUGUACGUCGUCUAAGUUUGGUCAAA
Molecule: messenger RNA, 752 nt
Organism: Capsella rubella
Lineage: Eukaryota; Viridiplantae; Streptophyta; Magnoliopsida; Brassicales; Brassicaceae
Product: oleosin 14.9 kDa
Exons: 2
Coding region: 69-509 (146 amino acids)
Biological process (GO): lipid storage; sexual reproduction
Cellular component (GO): extracellular region; monolayer-surrounded lipid storage body; membrane
Source: RefSeq, a predicted model, not a curated record